Clavispora lusitaniae ATCC 42720 is the source of this 1167-nucleotide messenger RNA. RefSeq names its product ABC transporter family protein. Gene Ontology annotation, molecular function: ATP hydrolysis activity; ABC-type transporter activity; ATP binding. Gene Ontology annotation, biological process: transmembrane transport. The record is from RefSeq and is a predicted model, not a curated record. Gene Ontology annotation, cellular component: fungal-type vacuole membrane. NCBI's taxonomy places the organism in Eukaryota, Fungi, Ascomycota, Pichiomycetes, Serinales, Metschnikowiaceae.
AUGAAACAGAACUUGACUGCAAUCGACAAUAAUAACAAACCAUUUUUCUACAUGUGGGUGGCAAAUAGAUGGUUGUCAUGGCGUACAGAUGCUGUGGGAUCUAUGGUUAUGUUCCUUUCAGGUGUUUUCGUUCUUCUUUCCAUUGGGAAGAUCGAUGCUGGAUUGGCAGGUUUGUCAUUAUCUUACGCUAUUUCAUUCUCUGAAAGUGCCUUAUGGAUUGUUAGACUCUAUGCCAAUAUUGAAAUGAACAUGAAUUCAGUGGAAAGGUUGCAAGAGUUUUUGGAAAUUGAACAAGAGCCACCAUCCGAAAUCCCUGAGACUGAGCCUAGACCAACAUGGCCAGAACAUGGUGAAAUUGACAUGGAGAAUGUGACAUUAAGAUAUGCUCCACAUUUGCCUCGGGUCAUUAAGAACGUGACCUUCCAUGUUGAUUCCUGUAACAAGAUUGGUAUUGUUGGUCGUACGGGUGCAGGUAAGUCUACGAUCAUCACUGCACUCUUUAGAUUCUUGGAUCCUGAAACGGGAACCAUCAGUAUUGAUGGUGUUGAUAUUUCUAAGAUUGGUUUGCGCAACUUGCGUCAAGCAAUUACUAUCAUUCCCCAAGACCCUACUUUGUUCAGCGGAACAAUUCGUUCGAAUUUGGACCCUUUCAACCAGUACACCGAUCUGCAAAUCUUUGAAGCUUUAACUAGAGUCAACUUGAUUUCUCCUGGUGAAAGAGAAUCGCUGACUUCCGGAGGAGAUAACCAGAACAAGUUUUUAGACAUUGAGUCUGUCAUCACUGAAGGAGGAAACAAUUUGUCGCAAGGUCAAAGGCAAUUAAUGUGUCUCGCAAGAUCUUUGCUCAAGUCCCCUAAGGUUAUUUUGCUUGAUGAAGCCACAGCUUCUAUUGAUUACAAAUCGGACGCAUUGAUCCAGCAAACUAUUAGAGACGAGUUUUCUCUGUCAACAAUCUUGACUAUUGCACACAGAUUGAGGUCUAUCAUUGACUAUGACAAGAUUUUGGUUAUGGAUGCUGGUCGUGUUGUUGAGUAUGACGAUCCAUACACAUUGAUUGCCAACAGUGAGUCUUUGUUCCAUAGCAUGUGCGAGAACAGUGGUGAAUUAGACACGCUUACUAAGCUCGCUAAGGAAGCAUUCGUGAGAAAGAAGAAUCACAAUAUUUAA